UCGGAGUUGUUUACCAUAUAAUUCUUAUUUGUUAUAUAUUAUUGACUGAAAACAUGCUUGAUAUUAUGCCUUCUAAUGUUUUUGACGUAAAAUGUGUCAGCAUACAUGUCUGUGUGUCUGUAUGCGCAACCCCAUGCAUUCCGACAAUGGACUCGCCCGUCGUCAGGCCUUUGCAGUAGGGAGUUGUUUGGCGGACCCCGCAAGUUUUUCUUUACUUUACAUGUUAUUUUAGUUUCUCUGAGGAAGGCGAAAACCCUCGUUUUUAUCAACACUAGCCUCGUUCUUCACUCACCGUGUCGAGGGACCUAAACAACAAAGUGUUUCGGGGCGUGGUACACAUACUAGAGAGGCGGAGAAGGAAGGGAGGCAUCGGGGAUUCAGACGGACCACGGCUGAGCUCAGGAUGCCGACGGUGCGGGACAGCACUAUGUCCCACCCCGGGGAGAAUUCCCACCAAGUCCGGGUGAAGGCGUAUUACAAAGGGGACAUCAUGAUCACUCAUUUUGAGCCGUCCAUCUCAUACGAGGGUCUCUACGGGGAGGUGAAGGACAUGUGCUCCAUGGACAACGAGCAGCUCUUCACCAUGAAGUGGAUCGAUGAGGAAGGUGACCCCUGCACCGUGUCCUCUCAGCUGGAGCUGGACGAAGCUCUGCGCCUCUACGAAGUCAACAAAGACUCGGAGCUCAUUAUCCACGUUUUCCCAUGUAUACCAGAGAAAGCUGGCAUGCCGUGUCCGGGAGAAGACAAGUCUAUAUACAGGCGUGGAGCGCGGCGCUGGAGGAAGCUUUACUACGCCAGUGGUCACGCCUUUCAGGCCAAACGCUUCAACAGGCGAGCCCACUGUGCCAUCUGUACAGACCGGAUCUGGGGUCUGGGAAGGCAAGGCUACAAAUGCAUCAACUGCAAACUGCUGGUGCACAAGAAGUGCCAUAAACUGGUCACAGUGGAAUGUGGCAGGCCGAUGAUCCAGGAUCCAAUCAUGCCCGGGCAACCAUCGAGUCAAUUAGACCAAUCUGAACAGCCAGGCCCUCAGAAUAAAGACUCCAGAGAAAGCUUGACUUACGAUGGAGAAGAGAAAGAGGCCAGGAGUAGUAGAGACACUGGGAAAUCGCCUUCCAGUCUGGGCCUGGCCGACUUCGACCUGCUGAGGGUGAUCGGCAGAGGUAGCUACGCCAAGGUGCUGCUGGUGCAGCUGAAGAAGACGGAGCGCAUCUACGCCAUGAAGGUGGUGAAGAAGGAGCUGGUCAAUGACGACGAGGACAUCGACUGGGUCCAAACAGAAAAGCACGUUUUCGAGCAGGCCUCCAAUCAUCCCUUCCUGGUCGGCCUCCACUCCUGUUUUCAGACGGAAAGCAGACUGUUCUUCGUUAUUGAAUAUGUGAACGGUGGAGAUCUCAUGUUCCACAUGCAGAGACAAAGGAAACUACCAGAAGAACACGCCAGAUUCUACUCAGCAGAGAUCAGUCUGGCUCUCAACUACCUUCACGAGCGAGGAAUCAUCUACAGAGAUCUGAAGCUGGACAACGUGCUGCUGGACUCUGAGGGACACAUCAAACUUACAGACUACGGCAUGUGCAAGGAGGGCUUGAGGCCAGGCGAUACAACGAGCACUUUCUGUGGUACCCCCAAUUACAUCGCCCCUGAAAUCCUCAGAGGAGAGGAUUACGGUUUCAGUGUGGACUGGUGGGCGCUGGGCGUGCUGAUGUUCGAGAUGAUGGCGGGCCGGUCGCCCUUUGACAUCGUCGGCAGCUCUGACAACCCGGACCAGAACACAGAAGACUACCUCUUCCAAGUAAUAUUGGAAAAACAGAUCAGAAUCCCGCGCUCGUUGUCUGUCAAAGCCGCCAGCGUCCUCAAGGGAUUCCUCAACAAGGAUCCAAAGGAACGUCUAGGCUGCCACCCUCAGACAGGCUUCGCCGACAUAAUGGGCCAUCCGUUCUUCCGAAACGUCGACUGGGACCUUCUGGAGCAGAAGCAGGUGGUCCCGCCUUUCAAGCCCAACAUAUCAGGCGAGUUCGGACUGGAUAACUUCGACGCUCAGUUCACAAACGAGCCCAUCCAGCUCACGCCUGAUGACGAUGAUGUGGUUAAGAAGAUUGACCAGUCUGAGUUCGAAGGAUUCGAAUACAUCAACCCACUCCUGAUGUCGGCGGAGGAGUGUGUGUGACAGAGCCACAACGUCUGUUCUCACACACACCACCCACAUACACACACACACACACACACACACACACACACACUCUCAUGCACGUGUUACGUGGCGUCUCAGUGUCUUCAGGCUGCAUGGUUAUGGGACAACCGGUGACAUCAUCCUCCUGUUGGAGGGCCGCACAUGCACAGCAGAACGCUUAUUUGCCAAAACCAGUCUCACACUCUGCCAUUUAUAACCACUUGCCCUUAAGUCUACCUUCUUAAUUAUUUUUAUAUCAUGUAAAUCUGCACUGAUAUCGAUUAUCUCAUCGGGGCCUCUUUAGCGGUAGCUGACGAGGCUACAAAGUUCUUCCAAGGUCGCUGUACAUCGGGGGCGGGGGUGAGGCUAAACCCCCAACAGAUGAACUGAACAUCCUCUCCUUCCAGCUGGUGGGGUGUUUCCAUGCAUAUUUUAUUUGUACAUAUAUGAAUCUACUAUAAAUGUUAGACAAGGCCUUUUUAGCUUCAAGCCACAGGGCAGACAAAGCGGACACCUAUCAUCAUCAUCAUCAUCAUCAUAAAGUCGUUUUUGGAUUCAGCUUCAACAUUCAACAUCCAUUCUGUAGAGGAAAACAUAUCAUAACACUAGCCUUUUAAAAAAAAAACACAAAAAGAUAAAAAUCUAUAUAUUUUCUCAUGUUUUAUUUAACAACAUCAUUAUAUAUGUUGUUCUAAUGUGUGACAUGUCCUGCCUGAGUAACAGAGCCAAAAAAGGUUCAGGCUUUAUGGAAUACACGACAUCUGGAAAGCAGAAGGCGUCUGCUUCAAGUCCCUUCUCCCCAGAAUGAAGGAACGUAUACAGCAGCAUCCAACCAACGCUAACAAUGAGUUAACGCUCUCAAACUGUGAAUGAAAGAGCUCGCUUUGCAGGGAAGUGGGCUGGAAGAGAAGCACAUCAUACCUGAACGCUGGAGCACAGGUUACAUUUUGCUGUGCAGACCAUCCAUUACAUAUACAUUCACAGAGGACCAAAAAAAAAAAAGCAUUUUUCUGAAGAAUGUCUUGCUGGUACGAAUUAAAAAGGGACAGUAUACACAAUGUUCUGUCCCAAGUCAUAGAAUUUAUAUAUUCAGAUUUCUUUUGUUAAUUUUAAUACUAUGCCAUUCUGAAACGUAUGGUCGGUCAUCUUUUUUUGUACUUUAUCCAUUCCAUGUUUGUCUUCUGUUGUAAAUCAACAUUUUAAAUGAUUGCUGAAACGAGAGCUCGGUCAGAAAGCCACAACGCAGCGCUGACUGUAAACUGCAUCCAUUUUAUCUACCAUUACCCAUUUUGUAAAACGGCUUGGAGGCAUUAGGGCUAUGUAGAGCUUCCCUGUAAAACAUUACACUACAACCCCCCCCCCCGACUGUAAUGACACUCAGUGACGGUGCAUGAUGGACCUCCAGACUCUUCUUUGAGGGACUCGUUCAUCGGUUACAUAAGUUACUUUAGCUUUUUUUGUAACUUUUUUUGGUGGAUCAGAUUUAAUUUUGAAUCUUUUUUGUAUCACUACAUUGAUUCCUAAAUGUUAAUGGGGGAACCCAAUGGAAACACUAUUUGUUGUAUUUGUUGUGUUUUUUGGGAUGUUUACCACCCAAAGGACUCUGCUGACAGUUAUUAUUUGUGUGCAAAGAAAAAACAAAGACGAUAAAAUAAACGUUUUAUUUCUCUCCUUGUGUUAAUA
Eleginops maclovinus (Patagonian blennie) is the source of this 3853-nucleotide messenger RNA. RefSeq names its product protein kinase C, iota (gene prkci). Gene Ontology annotation, molecular function: protein serine/threonine kinase activity; ATP binding; protein binding. Lineage: Eukaryota; Metazoa; Chordata; Actinopteri; Perciformes; Eleginopidae. Gene Ontology annotation, biological process: protein phosphorylation. Gene Ontology annotation, cellular component: nucleus; cytoplasm. The record is from RefSeq and is a predicted model, not a curated record.